Frieseomelitta varia is the source of this 1328-nucleotide messenger RNA. RefSeq lists its product as uncharacterized. The transcript has 3 exons. Bases 422 to 1180 code for a protein of 252 amino acids. NCBI's taxonomy places the organism in Eukaryota, Metazoa, Arthropoda, Insecta, Hymenoptera, Apidae. The record is from RefSeq and is a predicted model, not a curated record.
UAAGUUAUUAAGAUAAAUUAAAUAACUUACAUGAUAUGUUAUCAUUUAUCAUCCCUACCAUCUUCUUAUCUUCACCACGCGUAUGUGGAAUCUACUACAUUUCUAACCUCAAAUUGUCAAUUGAAAAGCUUACGUAAAAAACAUGUCAUAAAAAAUGUUUCUUUCGAAAUGUUAUAAAAACGGAAGAAUUUUUACUUGAAAGUAUAAAAUAGCACAAAUUCUUUUACAGAUUAGAUACGUUCGUUAACUUUACAGAUAUAAAGUUUAUAGCUGAUAUUUAUGAAAGUUAAUCGAAACAGUAUAUGUGAUGAAAACUCUUAAUAUAUAUUAUUUAUAUUCUAACGUGAUAAUGGUCCAACAUACAACGAAACAACAUUCUUAUAUAUUUUUAAAUGAUCAUUUAUUUUGCUGAAUUAGAAACAUGGAUAAUUCUGUAAAAUUAAUUAUAUAUAAAGGCACCACAAUUUUCGAUAGCGUUAUUGUUACGUCUUAUUCUGUGAUUAAAUAUGAGCAAGAAAUAAGAAAAACUAAAAAUAUGUGUCAGAUAAAUGUUGACACGAACAAUGUCAGUGAAAGUAAUGGGAUACAAAUGAACAAAAUUUGGUUAAACAAAAAAGGACUGAAUGCCUAUGUUGUAUCAGCAUAUAUUGUGACAUUAACUAAUUCACAAACAUAUCGAAAAGCUGCACUUACAAAAUUGUUACAAUAUUUAGCAUACAGAUUGUUGAACAGAAUAAAUUCAUCAGUUAUCUUAAUAAGAUUACAAACGCCAAAAAGACAAUUCUUAGAUUACAAAUGGAAUGAAAGGAUAACUCAAAUGGCAAUAGAAAGAAGAGAAGUUGAUCAUACUAUGUCUUGGUUGUCUACUUUGGGUGGAGCAUUUUCUGCUUUAGGAGAAGAAUUUCAACACUGUGCUGAGAUGGCUGGAAAAAUUUCUAUAAAGCAAUUUGAAUUAGCACUUCGUGUCAGAGAUCCCUUUUUAAUUGCUCGUUGUAAAUUGUACACUGCUUUGAGUUUAAUUCAACAAGGCCAGCUAAACAAACCAAAAAGAAUGGUAAGGUGUAUUUAUAAAUUUUCUAUUAACCAGAAUGAUAUUCGUUUGCAAAAUAUGUGUCAAGGUAUAUGGGCAAAACUUAAAUAUUGUUAUAGAAUACAAAAGAAACGGCAUAAAACUGUCUAACAUUAAUUACAUAUAAAAUUUUUGAAUAUAAUUUAAAAUUAGGCUAAUUAAAUUUGAUAUUUAUGUUUAGAAAUAAAUAAUGUGUACAAAAUAUCAUUUCCAAAGAUGUAUUUUUUGUAAUUAUUAUAAAUGUUAAUAAAAGACAUCU